AUGACUGGCCGUCGUGGUCGAGGUCGUCCUUCUCUUGCUGGGAGCUUGGCUUCCACCCGAGCAAACUCCCCAAGCUCAGCCUCUACUCCCGCUGCUGCUGCACGCACUGGUCGUGUCACUAGAUCUGCCUCGGCCAAGAAUUUAACAGCAAUUAAACAACCUGUGAUCCAGUUGGACCAGCACCGGACUCCAGCAAAAGAAGGUCGUGGAAAGCCUGGUCAGGCUCCCUCACUCGCCAAUGAUUCGGUUUCCUCUGCUCCAUCUGCUACGGCCUCUGCCGACUUCACCUCAGCCAGCGAGGAUUCUACUCCAGCUACGAGCAACGUUGCGACACCCGCUCCAUCUGUAUCUACAGGCAAUGGCUUGAGACGUACCGCCAGAUCACGUCGAUCAAACCCGCUGUUUGAGAUCCAGCUUCCAACUGCCGCAGACCACUCUCGUGAGCGAGCCCUACGUCGAAGUGAAUACUCACUGAAGCCGCAAACCAAACGCAAGCGCUUUGAUGUCGGAGAUAGCGAUGACGAAGAAGAAGAGUACUCUGACACUUCUCCUGAUGCUAUUGUUGCCCGCCGCCUCCAAAAUGAGGAAAAUCGCAAGGGCACCACCGGCGUUUCUGAUGUUGACCUCGCCAUUCGUUUGCAACAAGAGGAAUACGAUGAGGCUGAUUCUCUCAUCGAGGCUCCUUCUGAAAUACACCAGCAACGUGGUCGGCGUAGUUUAAGAUCACUUACAGCAUCAAACCCAGCCCAACCUUCUGCCAAAGAUAUUGUUGAGGCGGAUACAGAUGACGAGCCUCUCGCUGCGCGAGCCAGACGUGGUCGUGGUCGGUCUUCCAACAUCAGUGCUCCAGCUCCAAAGCCGGCAGCAAAGCGACAAAAGGGUUCCAUUGCCGAUUCUGAUGACGAUGAGCUCGCCGGACCCAUGGAAGUGGAUGACAUAGAAGACUUCGCUAUACAAGAUAGCGAUUCUGAGGAGGAGAUUGAUGAGAACCCAAGAAGAUCAUCGACUAAGACGGUUAAGAAGGCUGUCCGACAAUCCAGAGCUACUACCUCCGUCUCUGCUACCACUCAUGCAGCGCUCCCAGAUGACGAUUCUGACGGGCUGUCCAGCCUUUCCAGCUAUGUAUCUGACGGCUCCGCUACGACCCCAGCCUCUGCGGAUUCAAGCGAGUCGGAUGGUGAGAACAUGCAGAACGCUGUCGCUAGACAAUCCCGCCUUCGUCGUGCUUAUCAACAUGGCUCCCGACGCCGUGGCAAGCUUGAGCGUAACAGACUUGAACAUCAUCACCCAGAGAUCAAGACCAUGUGGGAAGAGCUGAAAGCUUUGCCGCCUAUUAGGCCCGAGAAAAUAGCUCAGCCAGCACAGAUUUCUCGUCAACUCAAGCCCUUCCAGCUCGAGGGAGUCGCAUGGAUGAUUGCCAUGGAGAAAACUGAUUAUAGAGGUGGCCUGCUCGGAGACGAGAUGGGUCUUGGCAAGACCAUUCAGGCGGUCUCAUUGAUCAUGUCAGACUACCCCGCGAAGCUUCCGUCUCUCGUCUUGGUCCCCCCCGUCGCGUUGAUGCAAUGGCAAUCGGAAAUCGCAGCUUACACUGACGGCACUUUGAAAACUUUCGUAUAUCACGGCUCACUCAGCAAGACGAAGCAGAUGACUCUUAAGGAGUUGAAGCAAUUUGAUGUCAUUAUGAUGUCUUACAACAGUCUUGAGUCCAUGUACCGCAAGCAAGAGAAGGGCUUUACUCGUAAAGAUGGCAUUCACAAGGAGGAGAGCCUUAUCCACAAGAUCGACUUCCAUCGCGUCAUCCUUGAUGAAGCUCACAGCAUCAAAGUACGAACUACCAUGACAGCUAAAGCAUGUUUCGCUCUCAAAACCGAAUACAGAUGGUGCUUAACUGGUACGCCUCUUCAAAACCGGAUUGGCGAGUUCUUUUCCCUGCUUCGCUUCCUCGAAAUCAAGCCAUAUGCGUCCUACUUGUGUAAACAGUGCCCCUGCGCUGGCUUGGAAUGGAACCUGAACGACAGGCACCGCUGCAACACAUGCGGACAUGCUGGUAUGCAACACGUUUCUGUGUUCAACCAAGAGCUUCUCAACCCAAUUCAAAAAUUUGGCAACUUCGGCAAGGGCCGCGAGGCGUUCCAAAAGCUUCGUCUCAUGACCGACCGCAUCAUGCUCCGUCGCCUGAAGAAGGAUCAUACCAAUUCCAUGGAGCUUCCUGUGAAGGAAAUCUAUGUCAAUCGACAGUUUUUCGGUGAAGUUGAGAACGACUUCGCCAACAGCAUUAUGACAAACGGUCAGCGCAAGUUCGAGACUUAUGUUGCUCAGGGAGUGCUGCUUAAUAAUUAUGCCAAUAUUUUUGGUCUUAUUAUGCAGAUGCGUCAAGUUGCGGACCAUCCUGAUUUGAUCCUGAAGAAGAAUGCAGAGGGCGGUCAAAAUACUCUUGUCUGUUGCAUCUGUGACGAGCCUGCCGAGGACGCCAUAAAAAGUCGCUGCAAGCAUGAUUUCUGCCGUGCUUGCGCUCGAAGCUAUCUGAUGCAGUCGGCAGAACCCGACUGCCCUCAGUGCCACAUCGGCUUGGCCAUUGACUUGGAGCAACCGGAGAUUGAGCAGGACGAGGUCCAAGUCAAGAAGUCAUCGAUUAUCAAUCGGAUCAAGAUGGAGAAUUGGACCUCCUCGUCCAAGAUUGAACUUCUCGUCCACGAACUUCACAGACUUCGCUCUGACAACGCAUCUCACAAGUCCAUCAUUUUUUCACAGUUCUCGUCUAUGCUACAGCUGAUUGAGUGGCGCCUUCGCCGCGCUGGCAUUACCACUGUCAUGUUGGAUGGUAGUAUGAACCCUGCGCAGCGCCAGGCUUCCAUCAACCACUUCAUGACGAAACCUGAGGUUGAAUGCUUCCUCGUGUCUCUCAAGGCAGGUGGUGUUGCCCUGAACCUUACCGAGGCGUCCCGAGUUUUCAUCGUUGACCCCUGGUGGAAUCCUGCCGCAGAGUGGCAAUCAGCCGAUCGUUGCCAUCGCAUCGGUCAGACACGCCCUUGCACCAUUACCCGCCUUUGUAUCGAAGACUCUGUCGAGAGUCGCAUGGUUCUGAUUCAAGAAAAGAAAACCAAUAUGAUUAACUCCACUGUCAAUGCUGACGAGAAGGCCAUGGAGUCACUGAGCCCGGAAGACAUGCAAUUCCUUUUCCGGGGCUCUUAG
Molecule: messenger RNA, 3192 nt
Organism: Colletotrichum truncatum
Lineage: Eukaryota; Fungi; Ascomycota; Sordariomycetes; Glomerellales; Glomerellaceae
Product: DNA repair protein rad16
Biological process (GO): nucleotide-excision repair
Cellular component (GO): nucleus
Molecular function (GO): metal ion binding; ATP-dependent chromatin remodeler activity; ATP binding
Source: RefSeq, a predicted model, not a curated record